This is a messenger RNA of Manis pentadactyla (Chinese pangolin), 789 nucleotides long. RefSeq names its product patched domain-containing protein 3. NCBI's taxonomy places the organism in Eukaryota, Metazoa, Chordata, Mammalia, Pholidota, Manidae. Gene Ontology annotation, cellular component: membrane. The record is from RefSeq and is a predicted model, not a curated record.
AUGGGCGCCUGGAGCGUGCACCCCUGGAUCUUCCUGCUGGCAUCCAUGGUGCUAACGGCCGCCCUCGGCACUGGCUUUGUUUACCUGCCCAAGGAUGAAGACGACGACCUCAAGGAGCACUACACCCCGAAAGGGAGCCCGGAGGCUGAGGGGCGCUUUGUGUAGGCACAUUUCACCAUCAACGACUCUUCUCUCUUCUCCAUCUCCAGGAAGAGCACUGAGGUCAAUCUCACUGCGAUUCUAGUGGUCUCCCACACUGAGUCGCUGCUGGAACCAGAAAUCUUGGCAGAAGUUAGCAAGCUGGACUCGGUGCAGGGUCUGCAUGUGACACAGGAAAACCCACCCCAGAUCCUCUACAAUCAGGUGUGCGCCAAGAACCAGGGCCUCUGCGUGCCCUCCAACCCACUCCUGUCUGCUUGGCAAGAGAACAAUAACCUCAGCCUGAGAAACAUUACCUUCCCCAUGUAUAACCUCACCCAUCAGUCCAUCACCCUAGCCGGCGUCAUUGUAUUAGGCCAGAGUAUGGGAAGGAGCCAGCUACUCCUGGAGGCCAAAGCCCUGCGCCUGCAGUACUGUCUGAAUACCAAGGACGAAGGGAACGACGAGCACAACAAGAUGUGGCUGAUCCAUUUCCUGAACCAAUCUCGCAACACGGAGAAGAGUCUGGCCUUGAAGAAGAUCCAGGGUGGACAACUGGAAUUUGAGGCAACUUCUAUGACAGUGAUCCCUUUGUUUCACUUGGCAUACCUUCUAAUCAUAUUAUUUGCAAUCAUAUUGUGCUACAGGUAA